AUGUUCGGAUGGCUGCGUGAUGCACUUGCCAGUGCCCCAACUUCUUUUAAUAAUCGUCACGUUCACACACCUUCUGUUUUUCGUCAACAAAAACAAAAACAUCAUGAACAAAUUUCUUCUGAUGAUGAUGAUAUCAAUCAAUCAAAUGAUAAUUCAUUUUAUCAUAAUCCAUAUCAUUCAAGUGGACAAAUGAAUUAUGCUGAUGUACCACAACAACAAUAUACUAAUGAACAUACUUAUCCAACUUAUCUUGCAAGACAACAAACAUCAAAUAUUGAAAAUCAAACACUUGAUCAUCAAAUUCAAACGAAAUUGAUAUCAUUACAUCAACGUCCAACUCAAUUAGAUUGUUAUUCUCAUAGACAACAUAAUUAUGCAUAUAGAAAUCGAACUCUACCAAUACCAGUAUUACCAGCAACAACUCGUUCUUCGUUUACAUCGAAUCGAAAUGAAGAAUGUAGAAAUAGUAAUGAAGAACGAUCGGACGAUGACGAAGAAGAAGAUGACAAAGAAGAAGAAGAAGGAGAAGGAGACGUUGAUGAUGAUGAUGUCAAUGAUGAUGAUGAUGAAAGAUCAUCGUUAACUGAACCCUAUCAUGGUAUUCCCGGUUAUUAUUCAGGUCAAUAUUCUCAUAUUGAUGAACAAUUUGAUUUUGCAUCCGUUGUUUUAUGGUAUAAAAAUGUCAUGCAAUCGGUUAAAAAAUAUCUGUGA
This is a messenger RNA of Adineta steineri, 711 nucleotides long. NCBI's taxonomy places the organism in Eukaryota, Metazoa, Rotifera, Eurotatoria, Adinetida, Adinetidae. The record is from the annotation of a GenBank genome assembly.